AACUUAUAGGCCCAUUAACAACCCAUAUAUAUAUAUAUUUUGUGCGUCUAUGUUAAACGCUCUGUUGAAUCCUUUUCUCUUCCCUCUAAAAUCUAGAAACCCCAGAAAAGCAAAGAAGAAGUAAAACAUGGCCUCCGGCUCCGGCAAAGAUUCCUUCCGUACCCUAGGGUACAUGACCCGGAAGGACGCGGAAGUGAAGCUUCCACCGGCGACGCGGGUCAAAAACAAGACUCCAGCGCCGGUGCAAAUCUCCUCCGAGCAGCUUCUAAGGGAAGCUCGCGACACCCAAGAGCCUGAGAUCCGUCCUCCUAAUCAGAAAAUCGCCGAUUCGGAUGAGCUUUCCGACUAUAGACUCCGAAGUCGGAAGGAUUUUGAGGACCAGAUCAGUCGCGAUAAACGGAACAUCCAAGUAUGGGUCAGAUACGCGCAGUGGGAAGAGUCGCAGAUGGAUUUCGCGCGUGCUCGGAGCGUGUGGGAACGAGCAUUAGAAGGAGAAUACAGGAACCAUACGCUCUGGGUCAAGUACGCCGAGUUUGAGAUGAAGAACGAGUUUAUCAACAGUGCGAGGAACGUUUGGGAUCGUGCUGUGACGCUUCUCCCUCGAGUGGAUCAGCUUUGGUACAAGUAUGCUCACAUGGAGAAGAUGCUUGGGAAUAUCGCCGGAGCUAGACAGAUAUUCGAGCGGUGGAUGAAUUGCUCACCGGAUCAACAAGGUUGGCUCUGGUUUAUUGAAUUCGAACUUGAUUAUAAUGAGAUCGAACGUGCUAGAUCCAUAUACGAGAGAUUUGUUCUUUGCCAUCCUAAAGUUUCUGCUUAUAUCUCAUAUGCGAAGUUUGAGAUGACGCGUGGUGGUGUUGAGCUUGCUAGGAAGGUUUACGAACGCGCCGUGGAUAUGCUUGAAUACGAUGAAGAAGCUGAGGUUCUAUUUGUGGCAUUUGCUGAAUUUGAAGAACGAUUCAAGGAAGUAGAACGUGCUAGGGGUAUCUACAAAUAUGCUCUUGAUCGUGUUCCUAAAGGAAGAGAGGAUUUGUGCAAGAAGUUUGUGGCGUUUGAAAAACGGUUUGGGGAUAAGGAAGGGAUUGAGGAUUCCAUUGUUGGGAAGAGGAGAUUUCAGUAUGAAGAUGAAGUGAGGAAGAACCCUUUGAACUACGAUUCGUGGUUCGAUUACGUUAGGCUAGAAGAGACUAUUGGGAACAAAGAUAGGAUUAGAGAAAUCUAUGAGAGAGCUAUUGCUAAUGUUCCACCUGCAGAAGAGAAACGAUAUUGGCAAAGAUACAUAUAUCUUUGGAUUAAUUAUGCAUUGUAUGAAGAGAUUGAAACUGAAGAUGUGGAGCGUACACGAAAUGUUUACAGAGAAUGCCUCAAGCUUAUCCCCCACACCAAAUUUUCUUUUGCCAAAAUAUGGUUGCUCGCUGCACAAUAUGAAAUCAGGCAAUUGAAUCUCACGGGUGCACGGAAGAUAUUUGGAAAUGCAAUUGGGAAAGCUCCAAAAGAUAAGAUCUUCAAGAAAUACAUUGAGAUGGAACUCGAGUUGGGAAACAUAGAUAGAUGUAGAAAAUUAUACGAGCGGUAUCUUGAAUGGUCUCCUGAGAAUUGCUAUGCUUGGAGAAGCUAUGCUGAGCUUGAGAUGUCUCUUGCUGAAACAGAACGAGCUAGAGCUAUCUUUGAACUUGCAAUAUCUCAGCCUGCUCUAGACAUGCCUGAGCUGUUGUGGAAGACGUACAUUGAUUUUGAGAUAUCAGAAAGGGAAUUAGAGAGGACACGGGCUUUAUAUGAGCGACUCUUGGACCGUACAAAGCAUUGCAAGGUGUGGGUUAGCUUUGCAAAGUUUGAAGCUUGUGCUGCGGAAUACAAAGAAGACGAGGAAGAAGAAGAUGUUGUUGAACGCAAAAAAGACUGCAUCAGACGUUCCAGAGCGAUCUUCGAUAGAGCCAACACAUACUACAAAGACUCCACACCGGAGCUGAAAGAAGAGCGCGCUACGCUUUUGGAGGAGUGGCUUAACAUGGAGACGGGCUUUGGUAAGCUCGGGGAUGUUAGUAUCGUUCAAUCGAAGCUCCUGAAGAAGCUCAAGAAGAGAAAGCCAAUCAGCAGAGAAGACGGAUCUACAGAGUAUGAAGAAUAUAAUGAUUAUCUCUUCCCAGAAGAGUCACAGACGACGAAUCUUAAGAUUCUUGAAGCUGCUUAUAAAUGGAAGAAGCAGAAGGUUAUUGAAGCUGGGGAAUGCGCCUAUAGUGGUUAACAUAGUGUUAUGCAAUACUACAGCUGAUGUUGUCUCUUGUUGUGCAUAGACUGAAUUGAAUUGAUAUUAUGAUAAAAAAAAUUAUAUUUAAUUGUAU
Eutrema salsugineum is the source of this 2339-nucleotide messenger RNA. Its product is annotated as crooked neck-like protein 1. Gene Ontology annotation, biological process: mRNA splicing, via spliceosome; spliceosomal complex assembly. Gene Ontology annotation, molecular function: protein binding. The record is from RefSeq and is a predicted model, not a curated record. NCBI's taxonomy places the organism in Eukaryota, Viridiplantae, Streptophyta, Magnoliopsida, Brassicales, Brassicaceae. Gene Ontology annotation, cellular component: post-mRNA release spliceosomal complex; Prp19 complex; U2-type catalytic step 2 spliceosome.